AUGAGCGGUAUAGCCAUUGAUCAAACUCCGAUUGACAAUAUAAAUCCCGGCAUAAAAUGCGAUUGCACUAGUAAUAAUGGUUCGACUUGCCACAUUACACAACUGAGAGUGUAUGCUCUUGAUGUAUUCGGUCCACUUCCUGACGAGCUAUGGAAUUUGACAUUUCUCACUAAUUUGAAUUUAGGUCAAAAUUAUUUGACGGGUCCGAUUCCAGCAUCCAUCGCCAAUCUCACGCGCAUGCAGUACUUGAGUCUCGGCAUAAACGCAUUAUCGGGACAGCUCCCUCGAGAACUCGGGCUGCUGACCGACUUGAUAGUAUUGUCGUUUAGCACGAACAACUUCACCGGCCGUUUGCCACCCGAGCUCGGAAGUUUAUCUAGACUUACCCAAAUGUACUUUGAUAGUUCUGGAGUUAGCGGUCCAAUUCCUGAAACAUUUGCUAAUCUACGGAGCAUGGAGAUUAUGUGGGCUUCAGAUAACGAGCUCACGGGUCGAAUACCUGACUUCAUUGGGAAUUGGUCCAGUUUAACUACAUUGAGGUUACAGGGAAAUUCAUUCCAAGGUCUGAUACCACAAUCGUUUUCCAAUUUAACCGCUCUUAACGACUUGAGAAUAAGUGAUGUAGCUAAUGGGAGCUCUUCAUUGGACUUCCUCAGAGGCAUGACUUCUCUAUCUACCUUAAUGUUGCGAAACAAUAAUAUUUCCGGUUCGAUACCUUCAUUUUUCGGUUCAUUUCAGAGCUUGACUCUCCUGGAUUUGAGCUUCAACAAUUUCACCGGAACUGUUCCGGAGUCGCUUCUCAACCAUAGUUCUCUAACACACUUGUUUCUAGGCAACAACCGGUUAACAGGUACGUUGCCAUCACAAAGAAGUUCAUCGCUUCGAACAAUAGAUUUGUCGUACAAUGGAUUAUCCGGGGGCCUACCGCCUUGGAUCAGCGGACAGAAUCUACAACUCAAUUUGGUUUCAAACAACUUCACCAUCAGCAGUUCUAACAGCAGUUCGUUGCCUUCCGGAUUGAAUUGUCUUCAGCGGAACUUUCCGUGCGGACGAGGAAAUCCUACUUAUUCGAGCUUUGCAAUGAACAGCGGUGGGCGGCCCGUUCGGUCUGCUGAUCAAGUCUUGUUCGAGAGUGACAACGAGACUUUGGGCCCGGCAACAUAUUAUGUGACCACCACACGCAGAUGGGCCUUUCAAUCUGAAGAUCUACAACUAAAGGAACUGUGGUGUGACUUGAACCAGAAGUAG
Messenger RNA from Striga hermonthica, 1248 nucleotides. Lineage: Eukaryota; Viridiplantae; Streptophyta; Magnoliopsida; Lamiales; Orobanchaceae. The record is from the annotation of a GenBank genome assembly.